Pezoporus flaviventris is the source of this 1409-nucleotide messenger RNA. RefSeq lists its product as uncharacterized. Bases 57 to 1409 code for a protein of 450 amino acids. The transcript is spliced from 6 exons. The record is from RefSeq and is a predicted model, not a curated record. NCBI's taxonomy places the organism in Eukaryota, Metazoa, Chordata, Aves, Psittaciformes, Psittacidae.
UGCUGCUGGCACGGGCACCAGCUCCCAGGGCACAGCAGCACUUUCUCUCCUUCCAGAUGCUGCUGCCCUUCAUCAACAUCAAGCACCCAGCUGUGUGUGAACGGGCCGUGGCAAGGAUCGCAAAGCUGGCCGAUUUGAUGGCCAGCUCUUCCUCAGUGCAGGUCUGGAGCUUGCUUGGACACGACCACAGCUCUUCCCACCAUGACAUCAGCAAGGACUGCUUGCUGGGACAGCUGCUGGGACGUCUCAUUGUUUGCUGGACUAGCAAGAUCUGGGCGAUCCAGCAGGAGGCUUUGGUUGCUCUUCAUCACCUCUCCAUAUUCAUCCAGCACCAAAAAUGCAUGACGUCACCUCAACCAGACAAUUGUCAUGAUCAUCCAGAGCAUCCCCAGGCUGGAGGGAAGAGGGAAGCAGGGAAACCCUCCUGUCUUUCUCUGUGCAGCACGAUUAGCAUGGCAAAGGUAAUGAGCUUCUUCCUUGCUGGGCCUCUUGUCUGGGGCAUCAGAACGAGACUGGUGCAAGCAAAGGGAUCCAGAACCAGCGGGCUUGGCAUGACCUCACUGUCCCUGGUCAGAGGGUUGCUGCUGUUCUGGAGCAGGGACUUCAGAGGGCUGCACUCCAGGGUCCCUCCUCUCUCACCUAGGGACCUCUCUUCUUAUCCUCUACUCCGCAACGACUGCAGCCCCUGCUGCCAGCUUUCCCGUGGGUCCUCUCGCCAGAGCUGCUCUCACUGCCCAGCUGAGCAGCACUAUCAGGGCACUCAGUGUAACACGUCUUCCCCGCCUUCCUCCUUCCUGCAGGCAUUUGAGGAAUACCUCCACCCUGCUGAUAAGACAGUCAUCAUCCUCAGGGCCAUACAGGCCACGAGAGACUCAUGCGUAUGUGACAAGGAAGAGUUGAUCAGCGUCCUGAACGUGGCCAUGACAGAACCUGCCUCCUGGCUGACAGAGGUGCGGAUCAUCACGCGCUGCAUCUAUAACAACUUGCAGCACAUCAGCGCAGCAUCAGCCCGGUGCAGCCUGAAGUCGCUGUUUCUAAGCAUGGCAGAGCAGAAGCCCAGGGAGAUGAUCUUGAGCCUUAUAGAUAUCUCUCCAGCAUGUAACAGCAAAGUUGCUCAGGCCAUGUGGGAAGCGCUGCUGUCCCAGCCCCUCAUCUUGGUGAAGGUCUUGAGGGAGCUGAGAAGGAACCUCCAGCACCUGCAGUUACGUAUCAGACACGGAUUCUGCAGAGUGAAGUUCUGUAUCCGGCUCUUGGCUCUCCUGGCCUGCAGCGAUGUGACACCAGAGGAAUUCGCUGGGGUGUACAACAGGGAGAAGUUCCCGUGGUGUCAAAAUGUGGUGCUGUUCUCGCUGACGCUCACAGGCCUCAUCACGUUGUCACAGUCACCUGACACGGUGAGCAGGGCAUAG